Molecule: messenger RNA, 606 nt
Organism: Diabrotica virgifera virgifera (western corn rootworm)
Lineage: Eukaryota; Metazoa; Arthropoda; Insecta; Coleoptera; Chrysomelidae
Exons: 1
Coding region: 1-606 (201 amino acids)
Source: RefSeq, a predicted model, not a curated record
AUGGAGUCUAUAUCUAAAGAAUUUUGGAAUAAUUGGAAAUUUCCAAACUGUGUUGGAUGCAUAGAUGGGAAACACAUACGCAUACAGAAUCCAAAGCAGUCCGGAAGCAUGUAUCGGAACUACAAACAAUACUUCUCAAUUGUUUUACAAGCUGUUGCUGGACCAAACUACAAAUUUAUAGCAAUUGAUGUGGGAGCAUACGGUAAAGAAAGUGACGGUGGUAUUUUUUCGCAUUCAAAUCUUUGCCAAAAGCUUGAAAACGGAGGAUUAGGUGUUACAAGACAUUGUCCACUGCCGGGAACAAAUAUUACAGUACCUCAUGUUCUUUUGGGAGAUGAAGCUUAUCCACUCAAAACCUAUUUAAUGAGACCUUUUCCAGUAUCAAAAUUAGGACCUUCAAAAAUAAUUUCUAAUGAGCGUUUGUCUCGAGCAAGACAAGUUGUUGAAUGUUCAUUCGGAAUUAUGAGUAGCCAAUGGAGAUUAUUACAAAAAUCAAUUGAAGUAAAUCCCGAAUCUGCCGAUAAACUUAUUAAAUGCAUAUGCCUGUUGCAUAACAUUAUAAUUGAUAGAGAAGGAGAGCAGCAAAUACAUUGCUUGUACUUGUAG